AUUUGAUUAUAAUUGAUCCAACUUGAAUCCAAUAAAUACAUACGAAGGAUUUUAUUCGCAGCUGUUUAUGAAAUACAAAAAGUGUAAUAAAUAAAGUGACAUAGAAGUUGUAAAAGGUUAAAAUGCAUUCUGUUACUAAACUGAUCUUAGUGUUGCAUUUGCUUCCAAGAGCAGUCGUUGGUAUCGAUCUAACGUGUGAAAGCGUUAAUCCUUUGAUACCAUCUGAUGUGACAUGUGCAUGUAAAAAUGCACCGGGAACAGACAUCGACUGGUUGAUUGAUGAUGGCUUAAAUUCAAACUGUGUAUUGUCUUCAAUAUGCGCACCCCAGUACAGUGGGUACCGAUACUCGAUGAACAUGACUGAAAAUGUUUAUAAGAUGACAAUAAAUUCAUAUAAUUAUUCUGACUGCACAAAAAUUGCCUGCAAAGACCCGAGCGAUGGAAGCAUAAUGCGGUCGAUGGUACCUUCUUCUAUAAUUUUCGAUACGACUUUCCCAACAUCAAUGACAGAGCCAGGGUCGAACAAUAGCAACGGUAUUAUAUCUGUGACAACUGGUUGUAUUUCUGGUUUCUCGGACGUGGAGUCUGAUUGGUAUAUCAUUGUAGACGGAUUGGAAGAAAGAUAUUAUACAAGCUUUAUCAACAAGACAGACCACUCAUCGUGUUUAAAUUGCGACACUGAUGUUAAUGGACAGAGAACAAUUGGAUUUGAGCAUAGUGAGGCAUCUGGAAAUGGAACUAAAACCGGUCGUUUUAAAGUGUACUUGUAUCAUGUUUCAACAAAUUUGCAAUUAACAUUAACAUCAAGAUAUUAUUACACAGUAAAAGUGUGUCUGAAGGAUUUGCCUAUCAACAAGUGA
Molecule: messenger RNA, 860 nt
Organism: Ruditapes philippinarum (Manila clam)
Lineage: Eukaryota; Metazoa; Mollusca; Bivalvia; Venerida; Veneridae
Exons: 6
Coding region: 123-860 (245 amino acids)
Source: RefSeq, a predicted model, not a curated record